AUGCCAACCAGCAGCGGAAUGGAUUCGGCCAUCACCGUCCUCCAGAAGCACAAUCUGGAGGAGUUCCUCAAAGUCAUACGGAACUUUAAGAAGGAUGCUAAGACUCGACAUAGCGAGCUUUACUUCCAAACGAAAUUGGAAGUACUCAAUCGAAAAUGGAAGUCAUGCGAAGACAACCAUUUCUCAGCCAAACAGAACUUGGCUCAAACUAAGGAGCUUCUGCAGAAGUAUCUGACGGAAUACGACGAAGCCGAGGCCGAAUAUGAAGUGUACAGCAUCGAAUUUGCGGAAAGGCUAUCAGAGUUCAGGAAGCGAGUGGGACACACCAACGACUCAGCCGAUGGAACCUUACAUUCAGUAGAACCAGAUGCGGUCAGACUGGAGCGGAUUAAGGUUCCAACGUUCGAUGGAACUUGUUCAGCUUGGAUUUCGUUCAGAGACCUCUUCAAAUCUCUUGUCCACGACAACGGGAGAGUGUCUGGGGUGCAGAAGCUACAGUAUCUUCGGGCAUCAGUAAAGGGAGAAGCGUCUCAGCAAAUUAGGCACUUUAAUAUGUCGGAUGCCAACUAUUUCGCAACUUGGAAUCUCUUGGCGAAGAGAUACGACAACAAGCGCAUUAUUGCACAGUCACUUUUGGCCCAGUUUUGGAACAUGAAAACUGUGGUAAACGCCGAAGGCAUCAAAAGAAUGAUUGAUACGACCAACGAGCUGAUCACGAAUUUCCAAGACUUGGAGGUUGACCCAUUCGACGCAGUCAUGAUAUUCAUUCUGCAGAACAAGCUUGAUCCAGAAUCCAGAGCAGAAUGGCAACGGAAAAUUGGCGCGACAGCGGACGUACCUAAGUUAGAGGCAUUCCUAGAAUUCCUAGAAACCCAGUGCCACAUCAUUGAAGAAGUUAACAGGUGCUCCUCCUCUAAGAAGUCCAAGAAAGUGGGGAUCCAUACUGUUACCCAUAACGAAUACGAAAAGUGCACAUUGUGUAAAUCAGACCACAGUCUAUACAAGUGCCCGACGUUCCAAGGCUACACUAUAGACAAGCGAAGAGAAGUUGUUAAAGCAAGCAACUUAUGCUUCAACUGCAUGCGUGCGCAUCGAGUGUACGAAUGCACAUCAAAGGCAGCGUGUAAAACUUGCGGAAAGAAACACCAUUCUAUGCUGCAUCCUACGACUACGGACAAGUCUGAAACCCCGAAAAAGUCAAACCUGAAGCAUUCUGACCAGUCUCGGAGCAAUCUCGUGAAUCAGGAAAACAUGUGGACGGUGCUAUUGGCAACCGCAAUAAUUGAGCUGCGCAAUGUCAACGGCGACUUCAUCAAACUGCGCGCGCUAAUAGACCAAGGCUCCCAGAAUUCUUUCAUUACGGAAUACGCUGCAAAUUUAUUGGGGUUGAAACGAGAGCGUGCCUCAGUGAUCAUAUCCGGAAUUGGAAGUGCAACCAGGAAAUGUAGAGGACAAGUACCAAUAACCAUGAAGGAAAAAUGGUCAAAUGGUGAAAUAGGUACCAUUGCAUUAAUCAUUGAUACUAUCACGAAACCUCUUCCUUCUGCGACGAUAAGCAAUGAUGGUCACAUUGGGUUGACCCCCGCAGACCUAGCUGAUCCAGAUUACAGAACUAAGGGCAGAAUCGAUGUUCUCCUUGGAGCAGACAUAUACGGGGAUAUUCUAUUGGACGGAAUUAUUCACGGAACCCCAACAGCCCAAAAAACGAAGAUCGGAUGGAUUCUCUCUGGUCCGAUAACAGCCUCACCAGGAGACAAUAUUAGUAUCAGUUUUGUAAAUACCAACGAUUUGGACAAAAGACUUGAAAAAUUCUGGAUUCAGGAAGAGGUAGUUCCCAGAGAAAUGCUUAGUAAAGAAGAAGAAGAAUGUGAAGCGCACUAUCAAGCGACCACCAAACGAUUGGAAGAUGGACGAUUCGAAGUGCAGCUCCCACUCAAAGCUGACCCAAGGGCAAACUUGGCACCAUCGAGUAAGGCUGCGAUUCUGAUGUACGAAGCGCACGAGAAGAGGAUGCUCAAAAACCCAAAAUUGCUUCGAGAGUACAACGAAUGCUUGCAAGAUUAUCUAGAUUGCGGGCACAUGGAGGAAAUACCAAAGGAUGAAAUGGGUUUACCGUCAUAUUAUCUACCACAUCAUGCAGUCAUAAAGGAAUCCAGCACAACGACUAAAGUGCGAGUGGUCUUCAAUGCAUCAGCAAAAACUGCAUCUGGGAAAUCCUUGAAUGACUUGUUGAUGAUAGGACCAACCAUACAAGAUUCGAUAAUCGCACUUCUUUUACGAUGGCGUUUGUAUCCCGUCGUGCUAACAGCAGAUGUGGCAAAAAUGUACCGACAAAUACGAGUCCGAAGCAAGGAUGCAGAUCUCCAACGGAUCGUGUGGCGCCCAAACGAAGCAGAUGUAAUUCGUCAUUACCGGUUAAAGACAGUUACAUUCGAAACCGCAAGCGCCCCGUUCCAGGCCACCAGAACACUGCACCACUUGGCCAUGAACGAGCAAGAUCGAUUUCCGAAUGCAGCAGCAUACCUGCAAAGGGAUUUUUAUGUUGACGACCUAAUGACCGGAACAGACACUAUCGAGGAGGCGAUAAGCCUCUACACGGAAUUAACCCAUCUGCUUAGAAUGGGUGGGUUUGAUCUGCGCAAAUGGAACUCGAACCUAGACGAAGUGUUGGAAGCCAUACCAGAGCAUCACCGGGGAUCAGCACACCCACUUAAUUUCAACAAGGAAGAUCGCGUUAAGGCGUUGGGAUUGCAAUGGCAUCCUCAACGAGACAUGUUUAUGUUCAACAUUCAUGUAAAGACCCUAUCUACAGGUAGGCCAACUAAAAGGACAGUGGCAUCAACGAUUGCAUCUUUAUUUGAUCCACUCAGAUGGUUGCAGCCCAUUAUGAUCAAAGGAAAGGUCUUCAUGCAAAAAUUAUGGCUUCAGAAACUGGAAUGGGAUGACAAGCUACCGCCAGAAUUAGCGCAAGAAUGGCAGACAUAUCAAGCGGAAAUUACAAAUCUCCGAGUUAUUGAAGUCCCAAGAUGGAUUGGGACUACCUCCAAGGACCGAAUCGAAUUACACGGAUUUUGUGACGCAUCGAGAACGGCUAUCGCUGCUGUGAUCUACAUUCGGAUCCUUAAGCACUCGGAGGAGCCCAAGGCUAGACUACUAACGGCUAAAACGAAGGUAACACCGCUUGCUGUACAAACCAUACCACGACUUGAGCUCAAUAGCGCAGUAUUGCUGGUCAAACUGAUGAAUCAAGUUAAGGCCUCAGUUGUCAGUUGGAUUGAUACUACCACCCACUACUGGAUAGACUCGACGAUUGUACUCUCUUGGUUAGCCGACCAUCCAGCUCGAUGGAAAACUUAUGUCGCAAAUCGAGUGAGUGAAAUUCAUGCAAGUAGCACACCGGAACAGUGGCAUCAUGUGGGGACGCACGAAAACCCUGCUGAUUACGCUACACGGGGAUUGACCCCAGCACAGCUAAACGAAUUUGGGUUAUGGUGGAAUGGCCCAAAGAUUCUCACAUCCGAUACUGUUAGCUUCCCAACAAUGGAGUGCAUUGAACCCAUGGAGCUUGAGAAAAGAAACACCUUGCACACGUUACGAGCAGAAGAACAGGAUCUAGUGAUCGAUAAAUUCUCCAACUAUACGAGGCUAAUCCGUGUAGUUGCAUACUGCAGACGACUGUUGCCGAGUAGUAAUGGUUACCGAUCCUGUGGAUAUCUCACCGCGGAAGAACUGCGAACAGCCAGAACUGCGUGCAUUAAGAUAGCGCAAACUCGUUCGUUUUUAUCCGAGAUCCAAAGAUUAAAGAAAGGGCAGUCGAUCGAUAGUAAAUCAAGAAUCAUCCAAUUACGUCCAUUUAUUGAUUCCUGCGGUAUCCUCAGUGUGGGCGGAAGGCUACAGAAUGCCAACAACGUCAACAAACAUCCCAUUAUAUUGGAUGGUAAAUGCAAUUUCACUGAGAUCAUUGUGCGGCAUGCUCAUCAUAAAACUUUACACGGAACCUCACAACUAAUGUUAUCGACUCUACGGCAAGAAUAUUGGAUUUUAAACGCUCAGAAAAUGGUAAAACGAUGCAUCCAUAAAUGCAUCACCUGUUACAAAAGUAACGCGCAACCACAAGCUCAAUUGAUGGGAAGCUUACCAUCCUCCAGAGUGGUACUAAAUCGACCAUUUUGGGAAACCGGGUUGGAUUUUGCAGGACCAUUAAGGAUUAAAUGGUCAAACGGUCGAGGAGCAAAGACUGCCAAGUCGUACAUCGCGGCAUUCAUCUGCCUUGCGACGAAAGCUAUGCAUCUGGAGUUAGUCAGCGAUCUCACGUCAGCAGCAUGCAUAGCAGCGGUAAAACGAUUCGUAUCCAGAAGAGGAAAAUGUAAAGCCAUCUACAGCGAUUGUGGAACAAAUUUCAUAGCAGCUGGAAAAGAAAUAAGGACCAUGUUUCAAACUAUGACGCAAGAAACGCAAGCGUGGAUGGCGGAUGACCGCAUCGAGUCGCAUCACAUUCCACCAAGUAGUCCCCAUUUCGGUGGAUUAUGGGAGGCCGGAGUCAAAUCGGUGAAACGACACCUCUUGAAAACCUUCGGAGAAUCCCUUCUAAACAUCGAAAAGAUGUACACCGCCCUUGCUCAAGUAGAAGCAUGCUUAAACAGCAGGCCUUUAGCACCAUUAAGUAGUGAUGCGAUCAACGAAGAUGCGCUCACUCCUGCACACUUCCUAAUCGGAAGUUCUAUGUUUGCACUACCAGAUAAAACACCGGACAAAGUCAAGGAACUACGACGAUUACAGGAACGUCCAAAAUGGUUAAAGCCAAUCGCCAAUUUACAACCGGGCAUGCUGGUAUUGGUGAAAAGUGAAAAAACUCCUCCCACAAAGUGGCCGUUGGCACGAAUAAUCGACGUACAGCCAGGACAAGAUGGAUUGGUCCGGGUAGCAACGAUUAAAAUGAAUGGACACAUCACAAAACGACCAGUAGUGAAACUGUGUCCUUUGCCAAUAAACGACGAAUACCCACGAGAAGCCAUUAAACCUGUACAAGAGGCAGAUAAUAACGAGCACCACGAACCACCUCCUUCGAAGCGAAGACGUGGAAUAACCAACCACUCUAUUACGCCCUCAUGGACAUUAAUGUUAGCGACUAUAAUAUCACUCUGCGUAUCACACGUAACGGCUAUCGUGAGCGUGAAAAAGUCGAGUGGAGGUUUCUACCUAGAAGAGUUAGGAAAUGCGGUCAUAAAUAGGGGAACAUUCCAAUUUAACAUCCAUGUACCUUGGAGUGAAAUUCACACAGACAACAUAAGAAUUCAUGACGCUUUGAAUUUUUUGAAUGAAGCACUGGCUAAAUACGAUUGCUUGUGGCGAAUUGUAUCAAACCAAGCGUCCAUUUGGGAAUGUUCGCACAUAACUGAAGUAGUUACAACAUUGAACCACACUAUGAGGCUGCUACCACCAUCGCUACAGAUUCAUCAUCAACCCAACGCAGCAACCCAGACCAGUUACGAUCAGCAAAAAAUCACGAUACAAGGAUAUUUGCCAAUAUUUGACGUACAUCACUAUGAUCUUAUACAAGCAUCUGCAAUUCCACAACGACUCAACAACAAUCUGUUUGUUAUACCUGAAAUCCCGGCGGCGUGGUCCUCCCGAUCGAGGCCCAAUUCGCCCUGGCCCUCGUUACAGUUUUUGCCGUUCGCUUCAAUCACGCAUUGGUCAGGCUGGCCGAGUUGUCAGUUGAGUUUAUGCCCGAUGUCCUCGAGAACUGCUCUUAUAAGCGACUAA
Hermetia illucens (black soldier fly) is the source of this 5766-nucleotide messenger RNA. RefSeq lists its product as uncharacterized. The record is from RefSeq and is a predicted model, not a curated record. Lineage: Eukaryota; Metazoa; Arthropoda; Insecta; Diptera; Stratiomyidae. The transcript is spliced from 3 exons. Gene Ontology annotation, biological process: DNA integration; proteolysis. Gene Ontology annotation, molecular function: nucleic acid binding; aspartic-type endopeptidase activity. Bases 1 to 5766 code for a protein of 1921 amino acids.